UCGCGAGCACGUUUUUGCCGACUUCGGGAGAGAAAUUUUUUUGUUUGGUUUAUAUUUUGCAAAGUAAUUACAAAAAAUGCUGUUGAAAACCGUAGAUAUAAACGGUGAACUCUGUGUGUUCACUUGCUUUGAAGAGGAAGGCGAGGUUCUUACUUUUUACCUCCACAAACCAGAAAAGAAUUUGAGUUUCUCAGAGACUGUGAUAAGGGAUGAGUUCCAGGAACGCUUAAAGAUGGUAAAUCCGCGCGUUAAGUUCCCCGAGGAUGCAGCGCGUCUGGCUUUACUUACCGCAGAUCCCUUGCAUGUGGACGCAUCUGGAGGACCGGUCAGUUGCCUGUUCCUCAAAUAUCUCAUGCCCAAUACUGCAGUUCCUCUUAAAUGGCUUUGGAAUUUGAGUCCCUUGAAUGGGUUUUCGUUUUAUCGUAAAAUCUGCAUGAACUCAAUGGCCACCGCGGGAGGACUACGGGAUCAGAUUUCCGUUUUGAUAGAGCUUCUAAGAGCCAAGGACAAGGAGCUCCAACAGUAUCGGAAUGACGGACACAAGCUGUGGAGAGUGACUGCGGUUACAAAGCCAUUCGAUAUCGAGGCUUUUAAGGUAGAGCACCAAGUCUUGCUGGAUGACGCUACUGCUUACAAGCAAGUAAAGGACGCAUUUGCAGGGGAACCACCCUCGUGUAGUUCAUCUGGGCUCUCUUCACCCGUGUCGCAGGAUGUUAAACUCAAGACUCCGUCUACUGGCUCUACAAUUUCGGCGGAAUCAAUUAGCCCAAAAGUGACUCCAGGCUCUAAGUUUCCUUUAUACUAUGCAGCUGUAUCCCCAAAAACAUUGGAUGCACCAAGCGCAAAAUUGUCUCCACGCAACAGGAAGCGCAAGGCCCUUGAAGCCAAUAAAAAUCAUUUGGAGCGCAAGGUAAUGGAACGCCGUUCUAAUCCGCAACUCGAGUACAAAAGUUCCCAGAGUUCCCAAGAAGCAGACAUGGGUGAUUGGCUUACAGAGAUAACGCCGAAAAUUAAAAGGGAAAAUGUUGAAGAUGCCGAAGAGCCGUCAACAUCGGCUGUGACUACUCAAUCUGCCUUGGCAAAACUUACCAAAGUUAAUGCAACAGUAGGGGCAGCUGAUAUUAAAACUGAAAUUGUGUCUAAGGAGGACGCCAUCGAAACAUCUGAUACUGCCGACGAGGACGAGACUUUAACACCUUUACAAACUGUAGAGUUCAUUUUACGGGAGAUUGAAUCUGUUCAAGAAGUAUUUGAUUACUCACAACCGCCCAUUCAAGAGCGCGAAGGCCUUGAUUCUCAAGUUCAAGAUAUUUUCGGAUCUCCGAAACUAAUUAUUGAUGAAAACGAAGGACUUGAUGAUUCGGCAGAAAACGGGGACACCGAAGAGGAAAAAGGGUCACCGGAACAACUCACCGAGCUGGAGGAGCUAAAAGCCAUCCUACGUCGCACAACGGCUCACACCAAAAACAUGAUUGAGAAGCACGGAGUCAACAAAAAAGAAGAGUAAGGGAAUAGUCCCGCUCUAAAUGGUGUAGCACCAAAAGUUUAAGCUCUAGUACAUAGGUUUUUUUUUCAUGGUUGAUAAAAUCGGACACUACAAAUCCUCAGUGAUAAAAGGAUGAACUGCGAUAUAAAUAAUUUAUAUAUUAUAAUGAAAUUUCUUGAUUAACAAGAAUUCCGAGUUCCGUUGGUACUCGAAAAGUUAGGUCUUGUUUUGUGGAUCAAAACGUGAAGGAUUUCAAAAGGACCAUUUCAUCAUUUACUUAACCAUAUCUUAAUCUCACAACAGCUCACCAAAAAUAUGAUUGAGAAACAUGAAGUCAACAAAAAAGAAAAGUAAGGGAAUACUCCCACUCUAAAUGGUAUAGCACCAAAAGUUUAAGCUCUAGUACAUAAGUUUUUUUUUUCAUGGUUGAUAAAAUCGGACACUACAAAUCCCCAGUGAUAAAAGGAUGAACUGCGAUAUAAAAUAAUUUAUAUAUUAUAAUGAAAUAUCUUGAUUGACAAGAAUACCGAGUUCCGUUGGUACUCGAAAAGUUAGGUCUUGUUUUGUGUAUCAAAACGUGAAGGAUUACAAAAGGACCAUUUCAUCAUUUACUUAACCAUAUCUUAAUCACACCAAAUAUAUCUACUUGUACCUGUUUAAUGACGGAAGAAUCCCUACUAACUUAUCAACCGAUUAGUCACGGUUUUGUAUGGGAGCGUCACACCGAAAUUCAUGGUUAUUCAUUUUUUCACAAAUGUAUUUUACUUUGUUCAUAUGUUUUAUUACAAUGACUAAUAAAUUCGAUUGAAACACGGA
Drosophila subpulchrella is the source of this 2302-nucleotide messenger RNA. RefSeq lists its product as uncharacterized. Lineage: Eukaryota; Metazoa; Arthropoda; Insecta; Diptera; Drosophilidae. The transcript has 5 exons. The coding region runs from base 77 to 1507 and encodes 476 amino acids. The record is from RefSeq and is a predicted model, not a curated record.